Messenger RNA from Oncorhynchus keta (chum salmon), 2323 nucleotides. RefSeq names its product coiled-coil domain-containing protein 69-like. Lineage: Eukaryota; Metazoa; Chordata; Actinopteri; Salmoniformes; Salmonidae. Gene Ontology annotation, cellular component: cytoplasm; nucleus. The record is from RefSeq and is a predicted model, not a curated record. The transcript is spliced from 10 exons. Bases 228 to 1187 code for a protein of 319 amino acids. Gene Ontology annotation, molecular function: microtubule binding.
CUUGAACGUGGGUAUUUAGGUUUGUCCAGAUUGCUUUAAAAUCAGUGAUUGUGGUUUUGAAAAAUAACCGCCCAUCUGGUAGAUUUGAGUGAGUUGUUGUGAGUGAGCUACACAGACGUUUUGAGAGACCCGACCACAUCCCGGCGUUCAGAAGAGUUGGUAACUCUAGGAAAGGACUGGUAGGGGUGACGAGUGGACGCGGGGCGACGAGUGGACGCGGGGCAGGCAUGGGUUGCAGCCACAGCAAGAGGAAAAACAAAGCGAAGGAGGAGAAAACAGUGAAGGAAGUCAACAACCAUCAAGAUGGAGGAGGUAAAGUCCCUCUGGAGGAGCUGAACGUGGCUCUAGAAACGGAGAAGCAGCUGGGUCAGUAUGAGUGGCAGCUGAAGAUCCUACGGGAGGUGCUGUCUGCCUCCGGGACCCAGGAGAGGGAGGAGCUACUAAAAGACCCAACCCAAGGAGAGCUCUGUGCCCUGGUCCACAACAUCACUGAGAAGUUUUGUGGCAGAACGGCAAGGACCGGCCCUGCUGAGAAGGUGGAAACAGAGACAGCUGCUGACCUGACUGUUCUCUAUGUGGAGAAGAGCCAGAGGAUCGCAGAGCAGCAUGAGAGACAGCUGGAAGAAUGGCAGAUGAUACAGAGUGACGAGACAAAACUACUAACAGAGACCCACCAGGCAGCUGAGAGAACGUUGAAGGAGGAGGUAGAGGAGCUGACUAGAGAGCUACACGUGUACAAUCAGUUAAAGAAGAGAGUUGACCAGUCUACCUUCAAGAAGGACCUGCAGCGGAACAUUCAGGCCCACGGCAGUCCUGGGCCAUUCUGGGAGCGGGAGCAGGAGAGUCUGCUGUUUGUCAUUGAGAUGAAGAGUGAACGUAUUCAGGCGCAGGGGAACAAACUGCUACAGAUGCAGGUUCUGGUGGAGAAGAAUCUGUCUCUAGAAGACCAGGUCAUAAAUGUUCUACAGAACAAUGAGGACCUGAGGGUUCGUAUCGACAACCAUCAAAGCCUUCUACAGCAGCUCUCCAAGGAGCACCAGGACCUCCAAGGGGCGUUAGACAGGCAGGCAGGUCUCUGUCAGAGGCUCACCCAGGAGAAAGAGCAACUCAUGUUUAAACUGAAGCACAGAGACUCCUGUCCUACCUUCCCAUCCUUCCCCAUAGUGUCUGAGAUCUCCCCCAGCUGAUCCGAACAGGACAGUCAGGGUUACCUCGAUCUUAAUCCUGUCCCAGGUUGUAAACAUGGAGCCUGAAUCCGGAACAUUUCCCAAAAUUCUGAAAGUAUUUUAUUUUUUUCAGAAUUCCCUGCUUGGAGGAUUCUAAGAAUCAUCCAGGAAUACGUAAUGAAUGAUUCCUCCAACCUGAAAUUCUUCCAAGUGGGAUUUCUGAAAAAGCAGGGGCCAUUGGGAAUGUUUCGGGGCCUUUUUUGAAACCCUAAUCCUACUUUGACAACCAAAGUCCAGGUACCUUUACAAAGGGCUAUAGUCACAUGUCUGAUGGAACCUGAUGCCAAAUAAUGUUUUUAGUCCAGUUGUGUACCUGCUGUGCCUUACAGUACAUCAUGUUUUCUAUAGCAGUAUGAUGCUCAUACAAAAGGACUGGGGUUUUUUUUGGGGGCAGUGGGUAUAGCCAUGCGCUUGUUGGACUUAACUGACUCCUGCUGUACAACUGCGAUCAUUAUUCGACUGACAUUCUCAUAGUUGUGUUACUGUUCAACUGAGAAUAUUCUAGGUGAAUGUGACCGUGUUCACUUUGAUGGUUUGACUUGCGGUUGUAGACAGAUGUACAAACUUAGUAGCUACAUUUAUUUUUAUAUAUAUAUAUCUACCUGCCGAGACACUAUGACGUUUAUCAAAAUGCAGUGUCAAGGUUUUACAUCACUCAGUAUGGAAUAGACGUAACAGAAUAUAAUGCCAUUUAAACCGUUACUUUAGACAACUGCCUUUGUAUUGGAAGAUGUUUAUACUUUUGUUUUAUAGAAUAUGGAAAAUAGAUUGCCAUGUUUGCAGUUGGAUUUUGUUCUCCUUUUUGUUUUGCAGAUGAGGCAUAUUUUUUACUUUUUUGAAGUAACAAAGAAACGGAAGCAAUUCUGUGUUUAAAUUUGUAUUUUUUUUCUUCUGAUGCACUAGCACUUUUAAUCAGUAUUUUACUAGUACUAUAUGUGAUCGGUAGUUGAUGUAAUUUUUUUUGUUAUUAUUGCGUUUACAUUUUAGUUGGUUUGACAUUUUUAUUUGAAUCAUUUAGCUAACGCUCUUCAAAGGUAGCGGAUAGAUCUAGAAGGAGAGAGGAAGUCACAAUAAACAGUUGCAUCUGAACCACUGGA